AUGAGAUUUGUUACGGAAAAAUCAGGGGUUCAAGUUGCCGGUAACCUUCGUUAUGCUACGAUCCAGGCUUCUGCUCUAAUGGUUGCAGCUGUCGAUCGCGUUUGUCGUGCCAGGAAUUACGUUGUGGCCUGCGAGAAGACCAUUCUGAAGGAUCAAGUGCUAACUUUGGAGAACCGAACAGAGCGCCUUGAGGAUCAAGUAAGAUCUCUAACCCGAGAGAAGAAUGUGCUGCCAAAUAAAUUGGCCCAGUGCCAAUGUCAACUGGCUCAAGCACGUGUUGAUGGUGCCAUUGCUUGGGGUGAUUUGCAAUGGGUGCUAGAGAAGGGAGUGGUUCGUGUCCUUGACAGGGUUAUCGACAACACCGAGUUUGCUAGAGGGAUUAAGGGUGUUUCCAAGGCAUGUGAAGCCCUUGGAUUUGAAAGGGUAAAGCAACUGAGCAGUUGUUCCACAACUUCUGGUAGGUCUGGGGCCUUGGAUCCUGACCAUGUUGCGAGAAAGGCUGAAGAGGUGGAUAAUACCCUUGUAUCCCUUGCUGAGAUGGACUUUACUGGCCUCUUCCAUUUGGGGGAGCUGGAUUACAACGGCUUCCGCUAG
Lactuca saligna is the source of this 594-nucleotide messenger RNA. The record is from the annotation of a GenBank genome assembly. Lineage: Eukaryota; Viridiplantae; Streptophyta; Magnoliopsida; Asterales; Asteraceae.